AUGAAUGAGCAAUAAAAUAACUUUGUAAAUACUUCUUGUAAUAUAAUACAAUAAAUUUUUGAUAUACAGUUAUAAAAAGCCAUUAAAUCCACCCAAAUAUCAGAAAUCAAUUUUGAAAAUGAAUCAAAAAGGUUUAAUUUAGGUCAUUUAGAGUUUAAUAUGGAUCCUUUUGAGUAAGAUGAUAAAAUUUAAGAAAUUGUAAUCAAUUGUAAAACAAACUAUAAUGAUGAGAAGUUAAGCCAUUUCUCUGCUAACUGGGGGAAUUUUACAUUUCCUCAAGUUGCCAAAAAUGUUAAUCAGAAUAAGGUUUUUAUUCAGUCACAUAUAAUGCAACAAAAUGUUCAAUUUUUGAUAUAAAUAAAUUUUAAGCAAUAUCAUCAAAUAACAUUUUACUAAAAAUAGGCUAUUGGAGACCACAUUACACUUCUGAUAAUGUAGAAUUAUGCCACAAAAACCCACAUCUUUGUUAAGGAGGUUGGGUUGUUAAUGAUAAACUAUGUUUUAAGGGACAUUUAGGAGGACUUUGUGAAGAAUGUGAUAGAUUUAAUAUAAGAGGGGAUGGAUAAUUCUUUAAAAAUUAGUAAUCAGUAAAAUGUGAACAAUGUUAAGGGACUACGGAACGGUUGUUAGCAUUUUUUGUUAUUUCAGUAUGGUAUUUCAAAUUUAAUUAAAUGA
Molecule: messenger RNA, 675 nt
Organism: Paramecium tetraurelia
Lineage: Eukaryota; Ciliophora; Oligohymenophorea; Peniculida; Parameciidae
Exons: 2
Source: RefSeq, a predicted model, not a curated record